AUGGAGCAAGAACCAGAUCCGUACUCUUACCACGCACACCCAUACCAAGCUCCACCUCGCGCCGAUCCAGCCACCUUGCCACCUCUCGCCGUACCACGUCCCUUCCGCCUCUGCAACGUCAGCCACGAGGAACGCGCAACAUGGUGCAUGCAAACAGCCUACGAGCUCGCGCUACUCAAAAACACCGCUUUCCACUACGGAGACGCCUAUAGCAAAGUCGUGGCGGUCGAGGAGACGAAACUCGUUCUCACUAACAUUAUCGAGAUGAAUAGUAAGGGCAGGAGCACGCUGGCCGCUAUCUUGGAGGCGAUGGUGGGGCUGGACAAAUCGAUGUGGAGCGUGGUUAUGGAGGAGGAGGUGCGGAAUGAGUUGGCGAGUGUGGUGAGAUUUGAUGGGCAUUGUAGGGCUAGGUUGGUGGCGAUGAAUAUCAUCAUAGAGAAGAUAGCAGAGACGCAACAGAUGAUCGCUGUUACUGAGCAGAGAGCUAUCACGGAGCAGAGAGCUAUGGCCGAACAGAGGGCUAUGACCGCCAACCCUUGGGCCCAAACGUGGAGUAGUACAGAAGGUCCCGAGAAUUCCGAGGUGUUGUCACCAGAACAAGAGCCAGUAGAAACAGAAGAUGAGAGAGCGAAUGCCAUCGAGGGGGAGACGGAAGCACCGGCAGAAACAAACGUCGUUGAGGCAGAGGAGGCUCUGACAUAUCGAGGCGGCGGAUCUGAUAACCAGCAUGCCAACACUGAGAAGACUGAAGACGUGGCACCCAGUGAAACGGCGGCAGCAGAACGAACGCCACGAAGCCACUGGAGGCCGCAAUUCGGAAGCAUGUCCUUGGCUGAGGCGGAGAAUUAUUCGAGUUGGCGCGGAAGCCGAACUAUCUAAGAGGGUAACCUGGCUGUUUGGCUUGGCAUUGUUGUUUGGUAUGAGUGC
This is a messenger RNA of Pseudogymnoascus verrucosus, 927 nucleotides long. RefSeq lists its product as uncharacterized. The record is from RefSeq and is a predicted model, not a curated record. Bases 1 to 879 code for a protein of 292 amino acids. The transcript has 3 exons. NCBI's taxonomy places the organism in Eukaryota, Fungi, Ascomycota, Leotiomycetes, Thelebolales, Thelebolaceae.